Messenger RNA from Guillardia theta CCMP2712, 557 nucleotides. RefSeq lists its product as hypothetical. The record is from RefSeq and is a predicted model, not a curated record. NCBI's taxonomy places the organism in Eukaryota, Cryptophyceae, Pyrenomonadales, Geminigeraceae. The transcript has 2 exons. Gene Ontology annotation, cellular component: U2 snRNP; U12-type spliceosomal complex; catalytic step 2 spliceosome. Bases 24 to 356 code for a protein of 110 amino acids. Gene Ontology annotation, biological process: mRNA splicing, via spliceosome.
AGGAGAGCUCGAAGCUUGUCGCCAUGGCAAAGCAUCAUCCCGAUUUGAUCAUGUGCAGAAAGCAGCCAGGCAUUGCCAUCGGUCGCCUUUGUGAGAAGUGUGACGGGAAAUGUGUCAUUUGCGAUUCUUAUGUCAGACCGCACACUAUGGUCCGCAUCUGCGAUGAAUGUAACUAUGGUUCGUAUGAAGGGCGUUGUGUGAUCUGUGGAGGAAUGGGAAUCUCCGAUGCCUUCUACUGCAAGGAAUGCACCGUCCAGGAGAAGGACCGCGAUGGCUGCCCGAAGAUCGUCAACCUGGGAAGUGCAAAGACCGAUCUCUUCUACGAGCGGAAGAAGUAUGGUUUCAAAAAGCGCUGAUCUUGGUGCCUCGCCCAUUUUUUCCAGCUGCAGCAGGAGAAGUCUUCCUGCUCAGUGAGGUUUUUCAGUCUCCUCGGUGCCUGAGGGGCAACAGGCAUGCGAUGAGGAAGAAGUGGCGCGAGGUCAAGAAGUUGUCUGAGCUCAAUGAUAAGGAUUUUAAGUGCUUGCUGUCUAAUGCAAGAGUAAAUCAUCGGGAAUCGC